Molecule: messenger RNA, 10952 nt
Organism: Callithrix jacchus (white-tufted-ear marmoset)
Lineage: Eukaryota; Metazoa; Chordata; Mammalia; Primates; Cebidae
Gene: ASPM
Product: assembly factor for spindle microtubules
Biological process (GO): establishment of meiotic spindle localization; mitotic cell cycle; spindle organization
Cellular component (GO): spindle pole
Molecular function (GO): calmodulin binding
Source: RefSeq, a predicted model, not a curated record
CAUUCAAAUGCAGCGUCGCCGUCUCAUUGGUCACGAGAUGCUGCUCACCGAUUGGCCUCGUGAUGAGGUGGGCGGUGCCCGGAGGCACCCAUUGGUGGAGGCGGAAAUUUUAAACAGUCAAAACCCCAUACUUGUUUAGCUUCCCUAUUCAACUUGCGAGUUUGUUGGGAUUGUUUUCGGUUUUUUAGGGUGUAGGUUACUGGAAAAGAAAAGGGGCCGAAUUCACUCCCCCGACCUCUACAGCCGCCCCUGAGAGGAAGCGGUCAGCGUAAGUCCUGGACCCCCGCUCCGGAACAGCCUCGUGGGAGCGGGGCAAGAGAUCCAGGCGGGGGCUCCAAGCCGUCAUGGCUACCCGGCGAGUGGGGCGAGGCUGCUGGGAGGUGAGCCCGACCGAGCAGAGGCCGUGCGCGGGGCUGCGGGUCCCCGCGACCCAAGAGGAGUCGACUUCCCCUCCGGUCCUGUUUCUUAGCCACUUCCGCAGGUCUCCUUUCCUUUGCUUCGGGGACGUUAGCCUAGGAGCCUCACGGACGCUGCUUCUGACCCUGGACAACCCUAAUGAGGAGGUGGCUGAAGUGAAGAUCUCCCACCUCCCGGCCGCACACCUGGGCUUCAGCGUGUCGCAGCGCUGUUUCGUGUUGCAGCCUAAAGAGAAAAUUGUUAUUUCUGUUAACUGGACACCAAUCAAAGAAGGCCGAGUAAGAGAGAUUAUGACAUUUCUUGUAAAUGAUGUUCUGAAACACCAAGCUAUAUUAUUAGGAAACGCAGAAGAGCAGAAAAAGAAAAAGAGGAAUAUUUGGGAUAUCAUUAAAAAGAAGAAAAUUUCAGCCUCUACAAGUCAAAACAGAAGGGUUUCAAAUAUUCAAAAUGUUAAAACAUUUAGUGUUUCCCAAAAAGUUGACCGAAUUAGGAGCCCACUGCAAGCCUGUGAAAAUCGAGCUGUGAAUGAAGGUGGUUCCCCAAAAGAAAACAAUUAUUUAACACUUGAAGAAAAUAAAAUACUCCUAUCACCUAUUAGCCCUGCGUUCAAUGAAUGCCGUGGUGCAACUUGCUUGCCACUUUCUGUACGUCAAUCUACUGCCUACUCAUCUUUUCAUGCAUUAGAAAAUAGGGAACUGUUGAAUGUGGACAGUGCCAAUGUUUCAAAAAAUGAUUUUAAUGAGAAAGUUGUUUCUGAAACUUUUUUAAAUUCCAUAAAUGUUAAUGACCAAAGUGGAGAGAAUAAUAAACUUAUUCUUGCCCCAAACUGUUCUUCAACUUUGAACAUUACACAAAGCCAAAGAAAUUUUCUAAGUCCAGAUUCUUUUGUAAAUAACAGUCGGGGAGAUAAUAAUGAACUAGAAUUAGGGAUAUGUCUUUCAUCAGACAUGUUUAUGAAAGAUAAUUCAAAGCCUGUGCAUUUGGAAUCAACACCUGCACGUGAAAUUUAUCAGAAAAUUUUAAGUCCAGAUUAUUUCAUAAAAGAUAAUUAUGGACUAAAUCAGGAUCUAGAAUCAGAGUCAAUUAAUUCCAUUUUAUCCCCAUAUCAAUUUUUGAAAGAUAACAUGGCAUGUAUGCGUACAUCUCAGCAAACAUGUAAAGUACCACUAUCAAAUGAAAAUUCUCAAUUCCCGCAAUCUCUUCAAGAUUGGAGAAAAAGUGAAGUUUUCCCAUGUAUUUCUGAAUGUCAGCCUUCAAAAUCUCCCAAAGCUACUUUUGAAGAACUGGUAGAAAUGAAGUCAAAUUGCUGCAGUUUUAUAAAACAAAAUCAGCCUAAAUUUCCUGCAGUUAAGGAUAUUUCUAGUCAUAGCUACAAUAAACAACCUAAGAGACGCCCAAUACUUUCUGCCACUGUUACUAAAAGGAAGCCCACCUGUACCAGAGAAAACCAAACUGAGAUUAAUAAACCAAAAGCAAAAAGAUGUCUCAACAGUGCAGUGGGUGAAAAUGAAAAAAUAGUAAAUAAUCAAAAGGAAAAAGAAGAUUUUCAUUCUUAUCUUCCAAUUAUAGAUCCAGUAUUAAGUAAAUCUAAAAGUUAUAAAAAUGAAAUAACACCGUCUUUGACAACAGCUUCAGUUGCUCGGAAAAGAAAGCGUGAUGGAAGCAUGGGAGAUGCAAGUGUGAGAGUUGCGGUUACAGAACAUACAGAAGUGCGAGGCAUCAAAAGAAUCCAUUUUUCUCCCUCAGAGCCUAAAACAUCAACUGUUAAGAAAACAAAAAAUGUGAUAGCACCCAUCUCAAAACGUAUUGGCAACAGAGAGAAAUUAAGCCUGAAGAAGAAAACUGAGUUCAAAACUCCAAUAUUUAAAACAAGUAAAAGGACAAAACCCAUUAUCACCGUGGCACAGUCUAAUUUGACCUUCAUAAAACCACUAAAAACAGGUAUUCCCAGACACCCAAUGCCAUUUGCUGCAAAAAACAUGUUUUAUGAUGAACGCUGGAAGGAAAAGCAGGAACAGGGCUUCACUUGGUGGCUAAAUUUUAUAUUAACCCCUGAUGACUUCACUGUAAAAACAAAUAUUUCUGAAGUAAAUGCUGCUACUCUUCUUUUGGGAGUGGAGAAUCAACAUAAAAUAAGUGUUCCUAGAGCACCUACAAAAGAGGAAAUGUCUCUCAGAGCUUAUACUGCUCGGUAUAGGUUAAACAGACUACGUCGUGCAGCAUGCCUUUUAUUUACUUCUGAAAAAAUGGUUAAAGCUAUUAAAAAGCUUGAAAUUGAAAUUGAAGCCAGGCAGUUAAUUGUUCGAAAAGAUAGACACCUAUGGAAAGAUGUGGGAGAACGUCAGAAAGUCCUAAAUUGGCUGUUGUCAUACAAUCCUUUGUGGCUUCGAAUUGGUCUAGAGACAGUUUAUGGAGAACUCAUAUCUUUGGAAGAUAACAGUGAUGUCACAGGAUUAGCUGUGUUUAUUCUGAAUCGCUUACUUUGGAAUCCUGAUAUAGCAGCUGAGUAUAGACAUCCCACUGUUCCUCAUCUGUAUAGAGAUGGUCAUGAAGAAGCUUUGUCCAAAUUCACCUUGAAAAAGUUAUUGUUGUUGGUCUGUUUUCUUGAUUAUGCUAAAAUUUCCAGACUCAUUGAUCAUGAUCCUUGUCUCUUUUGUAAAGAUGCUGAAUUCAAGGCAAGUAAAGAAAUUCUUUUGGCUUUUUCAAGAGAUUUCCUAAGUGGUCAAGGUGACCUUUCCCGUCACCUUGGCUUAUUGGGAUUACCUGUUAACCAUGUUCAGACACCAUUUGAUGAAUUUGAUUUUGCUGUUACAAAUCUUGCUGUAGACUUGCAGUGUGGUGUGCGCCUUGUGCGAGCUAUGGAACUUCUCACACAGAACUGGGAUCUCUCAAAGAAACUCAGGAUUCCAGCAAUAGGUCGUCUUCAAAAGAUGCACAAUGUUGACAUUGUUCUUCAAGUUCUUAAAUCACGAGGAAUUGAAUUAAGUGAUGAGCAUGGAAAUACAAUUCUGUCUAAGGAUAUUGUGGAUAGGCACAGAGAAAAAACUCUCCAGUUGCUUUGGAAAAUAGCGUUUGCUUUCCAGGUGAAUAUUUCUCUUAAUUUAGAUCAAUUAAAGGAAGAAAUUGCCUUUCUAAAACACACAAAGAGUAUAAAGAAAACAAUAUCUCUACUAUCAUGCCAUUCUGAUACUCUUACUAAUAAGAAAAAAGGCAAAAGGGAUAGUGGUUCAUUUGAACAAUAUGGUGAAAACAUAAAGUUAUUGAUGGAUUGGGUAAAUGCUGUUUGUGCCUUCUAUAAUAAAAAGGUGGAGAAUUUUACGGUGUCUUUCUCAGACGGCCGUGUGUUAUGUUACCUGAUCCACCAUUACCAUCCUUGCUAUGUGCCAUUUGAUGCUAUAUGUCAGCGUACUACUCAAACUGUGGAAUGUAUGCAAACUGGUUCAGUGGUAUUAAAUUCAUCAUCUGAAUCUGAUGAAAGUUCUCUGGAUAUGUCUCUUAAGGCAUUUGAUCAGGAAAAUACUUCAGAACUAUACAAAGAGCUCCUAGAAAAUGAAAAGAAAAAUUUUCAUUUGAUUAGGUCUGCAGUUAGAGACCUUGGUGGAAUACCUGCUAUGAUUAAUCAUUCAGAUAUGUCAAAUACAAUUCCAGAUGAAAAGGUGGUUAUUACCUAUUUGUCAUUUCUUUGUGCAAGGCUUUUGGAUCUUCGUAAAGAAAUAAGAGCUGCUCGACUCAUACAAACGACAUGGAGAAAAUAUAAACUAAAAACAGAUCUCAAACGCCAUCAGAAAAGAGAGAAAGCUGCAAGAAUUAUUCAAUCAACUGUAAUCAAUUUCCUAACAAAACAAAGAUUGAGAAAAAAACUUAAUGCAGCACUUAUCAUUCAGAAAUAUUGGCGAAGAGUCUUAGCACAGGAAAAAUUAUUAAUGUUAAAAAAGGAAAAGCUGGAAAGAGUUCAAAAUAAAGCAGCAUCACUUAUUCAGGGAUAUUGGAGAAGAUAUUCUACUAGAAAAAGAUUUCUGAAAUUGAAAUAUUAUUCAAUCAUCCUGCAAUCUAGGAUAAGAAUGAUAAUUGCUGUUAAAUCGUAUAAACGAUAUCUUUGGGCUACAGUUACAAUUCAGAGGCACUGGCGUGCUUAUUUAAGAAGAAAACAAGAUCAACAAAGAUAUGAAAUGCUAAAAUCAUCUUCUCUUAUAAUCCAGGCUAUGUUCAGAAGAUGGAAGCGACGUAAAAUGCAAUUACAAGUAAAAGCUACAAUAACAUUGCAAAGAGCUUUUAGAGAAUGGCAUUUAAGGAAACGAGCUAAAGAAGAAAAAUCUGCUAUUGUCAUACAAUCAUGGUAUAGAAUGCAUAAACAAUUACGGAAAUAUGUUUAUGUUAGAUCUUGUGUUGUUAUCAUUCAGAAAAGAUUUCGGUGCUUUCAAGCCCAAAGGUUAUAUAAGAGAAGAAAAGAGUCCAUACUAACUAUCCAGAAGUACUACAGAGCAUAUCUGAAAGGAAAGAUUGAGCGCACCAACUAUUUGCAGAAACGAGCUGCAGCCAUUCAAUUGCAAGCUGCUUUUAGGAGACUGAAAGCUCAUAAUUUACAUAGACAAAUUAGAGCUGCUUGUGUUAUUCAGUCAUAUUGGAGAAUGAGACAAGACAGAGUUCGCUUUUUAAACCUUAAGAAGAUUAUUAUCAAAUUGCAGGCACACGUAAGAAAACAUCAACAAUUGCAGAAAUACAAGAAGAUAAAGAAAGCAGCUGUUAUAAUUCAGACUCAUUUCCAAGCUUACAUUUUUGCAAGGAAAGUUCUAGCAUCUUACCAGAAAACACGCUCCGCUGUCAUUGUUCUACAGUCUGCAUAUAGAGGGAUGCAAGCCAGGAAAAUGUAUAUUCACAUCCUCACAUCUGUGGUAAAGAUUCAAUCAUAUUAUCGUGCUUAUGUUUCUAAAAAGGAAUUUUUGAGCCUAAAAAAUGCUACAAUAAAAUUGCAGUCAAUUGUUAAGAUGAAACAAACACGUAAACAAUAUUUGCAUUUAAGAGCAACUGCAGUGUUUAUCCAGCAAUGUUACCGUUCCAAAAAACUGGCUGCACGAAAGAGAGAAGAGUAUAUGCAGAUGCGGGAAUCUUGUAUCAAACUGCAAGCUUUUGUUAGAGGAUACCUGGUCCGAAAGCAGAUGAGGUUGCAAAGAAAGGCUGUUACUUCACUACAGUCUUAUUUCAGAAUGAGAAAGACUCGGCAGUACUACCUGAAAACGUAUAAAGCAGUUAUUGUCAUUCAGAAUUACUAUCACUCAUACAAAGCACAGGUGAAUCAGAGGAAGAACUUUUUGCAGGUCAAAAAGGCAGCUACUUGCUUGCAAGCAGCUUACAGAGGUUAUAAAGUACGCCAGCUAAUCAAACAACAAUCUAUAGCUGCUGUUAAAAUUCAGUCUGCUUUUAGAGGCUAUAGUAACAGGGUAAAAUAUCAAUCUGUGCUUCAAUCUAUUAUAAAGAUUCAGAGAUGGUACAGAGCAUACAAGACUCUUUCUGAUAUAAGAACACAUUUUUUAAAGACAAAGGCAGCUGUGAUUUCACUCCAGUCUGCUUAUCGUGGCUGGAAGGUUCGGAAACAGAUUAGAAGGGAACAUCAAGCUGCAGUGAAGAUUCAGUCCGCUUUUAGAAUGGCCAAGGCCCAGAAACAGUUUAGAUUGUUUAAAACAGCAGCAUUAGUCAUCCAGCAACAUUUGAGAGCAUGGAGUGCAGGAAGGAAGCAACGUAUGGAGUAUAUUGAACUCCGUCAUUCGGUACUGAUGCUUCAAUCUAUGUGGAAGGGAAAAACACUGAGAAGACGGCUUCAAAGGCAACAUAAAUGUGCUGUCAUCAUACAGUCAUACUACAGAAUGCAUGUGCAACAAAAGAAGUGGAAAAUCAUGAAAAAAGCUGCUCUUCUGAUUCAAAAGUAUUAUAGGGCUUACAGUACUGGAAGAGAACAGCAUCAUUUAUAUUUGAAAACAAAAGCAGCUGUAGUAACUUUACAGUCAGCUUAUCGUGGUAUGAAAGUGAGAAAAAGAAUAAAGGAUUGCAACAAAGCAGCAGUAACUAUACAGUCUAAAUACAGAGCUUACAAAACCAAAAAGAAAUAUGCAGCCUAUAGAGCUUCAGCUAUUAUAAUUCAGAGAUGGUAUCGAGGUAUUAAAAUUACAAACCAUCAGUAUAAGGAGUAUCAUAGUUUGAAGAAGACAGCAAUUAAAAUCCAAGCUGUUUAUAGAGGUAUUAGAGUUAGAAGACAUAUUCAACACAUGCACCGGGCAGCCACUUUUAUUAAAGCCAUGUUUAAAAUGCAUCAGUCAAGAAUAAGAUACCAUACAAUGAGAAAAGCAGCUAUAGUUAUUCAAGUAAGAUAUAGAGCAUAUUAUCAAGGUAAAAUGCAGCGUGAAAAUUACCUGAAAAUUUUGAGAGCUGUUACUGUCCUUCAGGCAAACUUUAGAGGAGUAAGAGUGAGACAGACUCUAAGAAAGUUGCAGAUUGCAGCAACAGUCAUUCAGUCAAACUACAGAAGAUACAGAGAGCAAACAUAUUUUAAUAAGUUAAAGAAGAUAACAAAAACAGUACAGCAAAGAUACCGGGCAGUGAAGGAAAGAAACAUACUAUUUCAAAGGUAUAACAAACUGAGGCAUUCUGUAAUACACAUUCAGGCUAUUUUUAGGGGAUUAAAAGCUAGAAGACAUUUAAAAACGAUGCAUAUAGCUGCCACCCUCAUUCAGAGGAGAUUCAGAACUCUAAUGAUGAGAAGAAGGUUUCUGUCUCUCAAGAAAACUGCCAUUUGGAUUCAGAGAAGAUAUCGGGCACACCUUUGUACAAAGCAUCACUUACAGUUCCUUCGAUUACAAAAUGCAGCUAUUAAACUCCAGUCAUCAUACAGAAGAUGGAUGAUAAGGAAAAAGAUGCGAGAGAUGCAUAGGGCUGCUACUUUCAUCCAGGCUACUUUCAGAAUGCGCAGAGUACAUAUGAGAUAUCAGGCUUUGAAACAGGCCUCCGUUGUGAUCCAGCAGCAAUACCAAGCAAACAGAGCUGCAAAACUGCAGAGGCAGCAUUAUCUCAGACAAAGACACUCUGCUGUGAUCCUUCAGGCUGCAUUCAGGGGCAUGAAAACUAGAAGGCAUUUGAAGAGUAUGCAUUCCUCUGCAAUCCUUAUUCAGAGUAGGUUUAGAUCAUUACUGGUGAGGAGAAGAUUCAUUUCACUCAAAAAAGCUGCUAUUUUUAUUCAGAGGAAAUACCGAGCCACCAUUUGUGCCAAACAUAAAUUGCACCAAUUCUUGCAGUUACGAAAGGCAGCCAUUAUAAUACAGUCAUCUUACAGAAGACUGAUGGUCAAGAAGAAGUUACAAGAAAUGCAUAGGGCUGCAGUUCUCAUUCAGGCCACUUUCAGGAUGCACAGAACAUAUGUUACAUUUCAGACUUGGAAACAUGCCUCAAUUCUAAUUCAGCAACAUUAUCGAACAUACAGAGCUUCAAAAUUGCAAACAGAAAAUAAUACCAAACAAUGGUAUUCUGCUGUGAUUAUUCAGGCUGCAUAUAGAGGAAUGAAAGCAAGACAACUUUUAAGGGAAAAACACAAAGCUGCUAUCAUAAUACAAAGCACAUACAGAAUGUAUAGGCAGUAUUGUUUAUACCAAAAUCUUCAGUGGGCUACAAAAAUCAUACAAGAAAAAUAUAGAGCUAAUAAAAAGAAACACAAAGCACUUCAACACAAUGAACUUAAGAAAGCAGAGACUUGCGUUCAGGCAAGUUUUCAGGACAUGAACAUAAAAAAACUGAUUCAGGAACAGCACCAGACUUCCGUUAUUAUUCAGAAGCAUUGCAAAGCCUUUAAAAUAAAGAAGCAUUAUCUCCACCUUAGAGAACCAGUACUUUCUAUUCAAAGAAGAUACAGAAAACUAACUGCAGUGCAUACCCAAGCAGUUAUUUGUAUACAGUCUUACUACAGAGGCUUUAAAGUACGAAGGGAUAUCCAAAAUAUGCACCUGGCUGCCACACGAAUUCAGUCAUUCUAUCGAAUGCACAGGGCCAAAGUUGAUUAUCAAAGAAAGAAAACUGCCAUUGUGGUUAUACAGAAUUAUUAUAGGCUGUAUGUUAGAGUAAAAACAGAAAGAAGUAGUUUCUUAGCAGUUCAGAAAUCUGUACGAACUAUUCAGGCUGCUUUUAGAGGCAUGAAAGUUAGACAAAAAUUGAAAAACGUAUCCCAGGAAAAGAUGGCAGCUAUUGUGAAGCGGUCUGCUCUCUACUGUUACAGAAGUAAAGCUCAAUAUGAAGCUGUUCUAAGUGAGGGUGUUAUAAUUCAAGAGUGGUAUAACGCUGCUUGCCUUGCUUGUUCACAGGAAGCAGAGGAUCAUUCUCGAAGCAGGGCUGCAGUAACCAUUCAAAAAGCUUUUUGUAGAAUGAUCACAAGAAAACUGGAGACACGGCGAUGUGCUGCCCUACAGAUUCAGGUCUUCCUUCAGAUGGCUGUGUAUCGGAGAAGAUUUCUUCAGCAGAAAAGAGCUGCUGUCACUUUGCAGCGUUAUUUUAGGACGUGGCAAACCAGAAAACAGUUUUUACUCUAUAGAAAAGCGGCAGUGGUUUUACAAAAUCACUACAGAGCAUUUCUGUCCGCAAAACAUCAAAGAAAAGUUUACUUACAGAUCAGAAGCAGUGUUAUCGUUAUUCAAGCUAGAAUCAAAGGAUUUAUACAGAAACGGAAGUUUCAGAAAAUGAAAAAUAGCACCAUAAAAAUUCAGGCUGUGUGGAGGAGAUACAGAACCAAGAAAUCUUUAUGUAAAGUGAAAGCUGCCUGCAAGAUUCAAGCCUGGUAUAGGUGUUGGAGAGCACACAAAGAAUAUCUAGCUAUAUUAAAAGCUGUUAAAAUUAUUCAAGGUUGCUUCUAUACCAAACUAGAGAGAACACGGUUUUUGAAUGUGAGAGCAUCAGCAAUUAUCAUUCAGAGAAAAUGGAGAGCUAUACUUUCUGCAAAAAUAGCUCAUGAACACUUCUUAAUGAUACAAAGACAUCGAGCUGCUUGUUUGAUUCAAGCACAUUUUAGAGGAUAUAAAGGAAGGCAGGUCUUUCUUCGGCAGAAAUCCGCUGCUUUGACUAUACAAAAAUAUAUACGAGCCAGGGAGGCUGGAAGACGUGAAAGGAUAAAAUACAUUGAAUUAAAAAAAUCUACAGUUAUUCUACAAGCACUGGGGCGUGGUUGGCUAGUACGAAAAAGAAUUUUAGAACAGAGAGCCAGAAUUCGGCUUCUUCCCUUCACUGCAGCUGCAUAUUAUCACCUGAAGGCUCUCAGAAUUCAAAGAGCCUAUAAACUUUACCUGGCUCUGAAGAAUGCUAACAAGCACGUCAAUUCAGUCAUCUGUAUUCAGAGAUGGUUUCGAGCAAGAUUACAACAAAAGAGAUUUAUUCAGAAAUGUCAUAGCAUCAAAAAGAUUGAGCAUGAAGGUCAAGAACGUCUGAGCCAGCAAAAUAGGGCUGCAUCAGUAAUACAGAAAGCGGUGCGCCAUUUUCUCCUUCGUAAAAAACAGGAAAAACUUACUAGUGGAAUCAUUAAAUGUCAGGCAUUAUGGAGAGGCUAUUCUUGGAGGAAGAAUAAUGAUUGUACAAAAAUUAAAGCUAUACGACUAAGUCUUCAAGUUGUUAAUAGGGAGAUUCGAGAAGAAAACAAACUCUACAGAAGAACUGCACUUGCACUUCGUUAUCUUUUGACAUAUAAGCACCUUUCUGCCAUUCUUGAGGCUGUAAAACACCUAGAGGUAGUUACUAGAUUGUCUCCACUUUGUUGUGAGAACAUGGCCCAGAGUGGAGCAAUUUCUAAAAUAUUUGUUUUGAUCCGGAGUUGUAAUCGUAGUGUUCCUUGUAUGGAAGUCAUCAGAUACGCUGUGCAAGUCUUGCUAAAUGUAGCUAAGUAUGAGAAGACAACCUCAGCAGUUUAUGAUGCAGAAAAUUGUGUCGAUACACUGUUGGAGCUUUUGCAGAUGUACCGAGAAAAGCCUGGUAAUAAAGUUGCAGACAAAAGUGGAAGCAUUUUCACAAAAACUUGUUGUUUAUUGGCUACUUUAUUGAAGACAACAAAUAGAGCCUCUGAUGUACGAAGUAGGUCCAAAGUUGUUGACCGUAUUUACCGUCUCUACAAACUUACAGCUUGUAAUAAAGUGAAUACUGAAAGAUUACUUUACAAGCAAAAGGAUUCUUCUAUAAGCAUUCCUUUUAUGCCAGAAACACCUGUAAGGACCAGAAUAGUUUCAAGACUUAAACCAGAUUGGGUUUUGAGAAGAGAUAACCUGGAAGAAAUCACAAAUCCCCUGCAAGCUAUUCAAAUGGUGAUGGAUACACUUGGCAUUCCUUAUUAGUAAAUGUAAACAUUUUCAGGAUGUAUAGUGUAAAGAAGCAUUAAAGCUAAUCAUGAGUAUAUAAAGUGAGUUUUGCUCUCUGUGUACAGCUUUUAGCAUCUGACUUUGUAUUUUUUUUAAAAAAACUUCAUUAUAUUCUUUAUUCUUUUAUUUAUAGCUUUAUGCAUGUAAUAAACUAAUAUGUCAUAA